AUGGACCGCCGCCGUACCCCCGGCCUCUCCUCUCUCUCCUCCUCGCGCCUCCAAUCCCACCACUACACCACUCACGGCGCCACCCUCCGCACCCGCAACGCUGCCUCUCUCGAAACCCAACUCUCUGUCUUUCAAUCCCUGCUUCAUAACUUCGCCCUCACACACUCCAAGGACAUCCGCGCCAAUCCAGCUUUCAGGGCAGAAUUCGCACGCAUGUGCUCAGCACUCAACAUUGACUUCCUGGCAUCGAGUUACCACCGUGAGGGAUCGAAAACGGAGGGAGUAAGCGGGAACGGCGGGGAAAGCGGAGCGAUGAGCAAAGGAGAGAGCAUAUGGGCCCAACUCCUCGGCAGCAGCGUAAACGACUUCUAUUUCAACCUGGGGGUGCUAAUUGUGGAAGAAUGCCGAGCUACACGCUCUGAAAAUGGCGGCCUGAUUUCCCUCUCCGACCUGAAAUCUCGCAUCUCAAAAUCGACCAGAAUUGGUGGCAGCAUGUCUGUCAGCGAUGACGACAUUUCGCGCGCCGUGGAUGCGCUUGCGCCGCUGGGCUCGUGCUUUAGCAUUGUCAAGAUUGGUCACAGGACGCUGAUUCGCAGUGUCCCUAAGGAGUUGAACACGGAUCAGAGUACCGUUUUGGAGGCGAUACAAGUCCUCGGCUAUGUGACGGUGAGUAUGUUGCAGAUUAAUUUGGGGUGGGAAAGUGCGCGGGCGAGGGCUGUGGUGGAGGAUUUGAUGGCGGACAGUCUGGUAUGGGUUGAUCGGCAGGCCGAGGAGAGCGAGUAUUGGAGCCCUGCGUUUAUGGUGGGUGGUGGUGCUGUUGGAGUAGACGAGACGAGACGAGACGAGACGAAAUGA
Molecule: messenger RNA, 855 nt
Organism: Plenodomus lingam JN3
Lineage: Eukaryota; Fungi; Ascomycota; Dothideomycetes; Pleosporales; Leptosphaeriaceae
Biological process (GO): protein transport to vacuole involved in ubiquitin-dependent protein catabolic process via the multivesicular body sorting pathway
Cellular component (GO): ESCRT II complex
Source: RefSeq, a predicted model, not a curated record